AUGUUGAUCGACUACGCGUUUUCUCUUUACUGGGAUGAAUAUCGUCAACAAUUGCCAAAUUUAGAGAAAAAACAUGCCAUACUUAUGGAAAGUGCUGUGAAAUUAGCUGAGAAAAUAAGAAAAAAAGAACUAAAGUCAGAAGAUCUCGUUACUGCCUGCAUUGAGAGAAUUAAACAGGUCAAUCCAAUUCUUAACGCGGUAACAGACCAGAGAUUUGAAGAAGCAUUGAAGGAGGCUCGAGAAAUUGAUAAGAAGAUUGAAGAUGGACUUACCAAUGAGGAGAUUAAGAACAAACCGUUCUUGGGUGUACCAUUCACUGCUAAGGAGUCUCACGCUGUUAAGGGUAUGCUCCACACUCUCGGUGUUCGCUCCCGUCGUGAUGUCCGCGCCGACUAUGACGCGGAGUGUGUGAGGCUGCUUAAAGAGGCCGGGGCUUUGGCCCUCGCUGUCACAAAUGUACCAGAAAUCAACAAAUGUAGGCAGGAGACUCGUAAUAUGGUCUUCGGGCAGACGAACAAUCCUUACGACACGGGCCGUACUGUGGGGGGCUCCAGUGGGGGGGAGGCGGCCCUACAUGCGGCGUUAGCCUCGCCUAUAUCAUUAUGUUCUGACAUCGGUGGUUCAACUCGUAUGCCUGCCUUCUACUGCGGUCUAUACGGCUACAACCCCACGGCCGGACACACCAGUCUUAAAGGAUCAGCUCUCCGUAGCGGUGAGGAUCCAACUAUCGCGUCCAUCGGCUUCGUCAGCAAACAUCCCGAGGACUUGGCGCCUCUCACUAAGAUUAUCGCUAAUGAAAAGGCUGGAUUGUUGGAUUUGGAUAGGAAAGUCGACAUUAAGGACAUCAAAUUCUAUUACGUGGAGGACGUGAAAGAUUUAAGGAUCAGUCCCGUGUGUAGUGAACUUAAGAAGGCCAUGCAUAAAGUAACAUCGAAGCUAUCGAAGGUGAGUGAACCACCGAAGCGUUACAACCACGCGGGGUUCAACCACUGCUUCGCGUUAUGGAAACACGCCAUGACGCGAGAAACAGAAGACUUCGCUAAACUACUUAUGAACAACGAGGGAAGGGCUUACGGGGUUAUAGAGUUGGGAAAAAAAUUAAUUGGUCAGUCUGACUUCACAUUAGCCGCUAUCAUGAAGCUGUUGGAUGAUCAAGUGUUACCGGCUGUGGAUCCAGCUUGGGCCGACCAGCUCACAGACAGCUUGAAAGAUGAUCUCAUUACGCUGCUGGGUGAUACAGGUGUUCUCAUAUUCCCUUCAGCGCCGAGUCCGUGUCGCCCUCACUACACCCUGUACACUGGACCAUUUAACUUCGCUCUAUGGGGAAUCUUCAAUGCUCUAAAAUUCCCCGCUGUACAAGUGCCGGUGGGUCUGUCGGCCGGUCUGCCGCUCGGCGUGCAGCUGGUGGCGGCACCUGGACGGGACGCGCUACUACUGAAUGUUGCAACACACCUGGACGAACACCUGGGAGGAUUCACACCGCCUUGUGCUGUACCACUUAAUAACGCUUAG
Danaus chrysippus (African queen) is the source of this 1512-nucleotide messenger RNA. The record is from the annotation of a GenBank genome assembly. NCBI's taxonomy places the organism in Eukaryota, Metazoa, Arthropoda, Insecta, Lepidoptera, Nymphalidae.